GAUCAGAGCCCUUAAAUUUCGGCUUCUCUCAUUGCUUCCCUAAAAUUGAAGUGAACUCCAUCAGCGGAGUAAACGAAGACGACGACGACGACAAGGCUUUUGCUGACUUGCAAACUUUUCAUUCGUCUCCGAUCUCGAGACAAUUGGGAACUGCGAUUCUCUAUUUGCCGUUUCGUGCGCUCUAUCUCUCUCCCCCCUCUUUAAAACCCUAGAUUUCCUCUGGAGCUGCAAAUUCAAUGCUUGUUUGUGUGUUAUGGGUGAUUCAACGAUGAUCUUAGACGAGACGAAUCGAAAGAAUCUCAUCUUCCUCAUCUUACAGUUCCUUCACGAAGAGGGCUAUGAGAAAAGCCUACACUUACUGGAGCAGGAUUCAGGGGCUUUCUUUGAUUAUAGCUACUUUUCUGGUUUUAUCACCAAUGGUAAGUGGAAAGACGCCGAGGACUACCUUUCAGCAUUCACUAGUCCGGAUACUAAUACAUUCUCAAGGAAGAUGUUCUUUGACUUGUACAAGUGGAAGUUUUCUGAAGCACCUGAUAGAAGUGGUGGCUCUGAAUCUGCGAACAUUUUCUCCAACGAUCUGAGACGGAUUCCUGUUUUCAAAGAUGAUGGCUUUGAGGAUUUGGUUGAGGUGAUUGCUGUAGACGAUUUAAGAAUUCCUGAGAAAACUGGGAGCGUGGACAAAGCAUUGGUUAGAGCUAGUUUGUGUGUUGAUCUCCGCAAACUAGCAGAAAGCAAUCCUUCUUUAUGUGGCAAACUUGUUUUUCCGAAUUUGAAUAAAUCCGCACUGCUGUCCCUUAUCUCCCUCAUUUGUCCUAAUUCUAAUGUGAGAAUGGGAGGUUCGAAGGAAGAUCUCAUUCGCUUAAUCCUUCAAUUUCUCCAUGAAGCAAAGUACAAGAACACUUUGCAUAGAUUUGAGCAAGAAACAAAAGUCUUCUUCAACUUAAAUUAUCUGGCUGAAGUGAUGAAGCUCGGUGAAAUGGGAAAGGCUGAAGAAUACCUGGCAGCUUUUACAGACAAACACGCUAAUAUAUACUCAAAGGCCAUGUUUCUUGAACUUCAGAAGCUGAAAUGGGAGGCUACUACCCCAUCUGGAUCUCUUGAUAACACGUCGCAAAAGACAAAAUUACUUGCGUCUGUUGGCGUGCUAGCCAAGAAGAAUCCAGCACUGAAAGAUAUACUCAGCUUUCCUAAGAUGGCAAAAUCAAGACUCUUAACACUGAUGAAGCAGACUAUGGACUGGUGGAGACCUCAUUCAUGCAGCAAUUCUAAUUCUCUGGAACAUAUCCCAGUAGUACCGUACCUUUGUGGCGAACCAUCCUCUUUAAAAAACAAAUUGAACGGAACAGGGCCAAGAACGAAGGUUGGUAACUGCAAACUUAAGGAAAUCAAUCAUCCAUCCGAGUGCAGUUCACUGGUUCUUCCUGAUUAUUGGUCAGGUGAAAGGAUUGCAUGCUUGACAUAUUCCCCUUGUGGAGAUUACAUUCUGGCUUUGGCAGAUGACGCCACACAUAAACUCUGGACGUGGUCGACUGGCCAAAAUGAAUUCUGCAAGCAUACUCCUCGAGUAUUGAAGGAAGAUGUAUUUCCGAAGCCACGAUUACAUCAACCCAUGAGUGGGAAAACUAUGAAAAACGAAAUAGCCACCUCUGUUGAGGAUUCAACGUCUUGCUUUGCGAUCAAGGGCUCCUAUCUUUUCUCUACUUCAGGAGGAAAAAUUGCUGUUUUUGAUUUGAAGAGUUUUGAGAGGGUAGCUGCUUUUGGAAGUCCUAUUAAACCUAUGGCUACGUAUUUUAUAUUUAUUCCUGUUGAUUUACUUGCCGUUGGGCUUGAUGAUGGCUCUAUCCUCAUCCAUUGCUUAUCCUCAAGAAAGAUCAAAGAAAAGUUGGACGGCCAUGAUCAGAGAAUAACCUGCUUAGCAUUUUCGCGCUGUUUUAAUGUCCUCGUCUCAUCAGGAGCAGAUGGAAAGCUGUGUGUUUGGAGCACAAAAAGAUGGCUAAAGCUAACAAGUAUUGACUCUAUUCAAAACUUUUGCACCCGGCUUAACAAUGUGUCCUCUCUGGUAACGCAAAUCCAGUUUGACCCGUAUCAAAUCGAGCUACUCGUUGUCCAAGAUAAGUGGAUAAGUAGACACGCAGCUCCAACUCUAGAUUGCCUUAGGCAGUGGGUUCCUGAUGAAUCUGAAGCUGCAAUUACUUCUGCUACAUAUUCUUCUGAUGGUGAGAUCAUCUGUGUUGGCUUUAGAAGCGAGUCUAUAAAAAUUCUCGACUCCAUGACAUUUCUGAUAAAAUGUCGAAUCAAUCUCACUGCUUUUACACAACCCAUCCCUAGCAACAUCAGGGUCAAAGUUUAUCCGGCUGUUGUAGCCGCUCAUCCAUCACAUCCGAGCCAGAUCUCUGUUGGGCUAAGUAACGGUAGGGUCAUCGUUCUUCAGCCCUUGGGGAGAGGAGGAUGGGGUGAAGCAGAUGCAAUUGAAGACGAUCGAGAUAAUUCUGAUGGCUUAGAGCAUUGUUACUGACCGAUGACCACAUAGACUGCCUUUAGUUUUUUUUGUAUGUCCAUCUUCCUGGUGCGUUUUACUGUUCUUUUUGGAUGUAUUCUGUGUAGGGUAAUACGUAAUUAAUUGAUGCGUAUUUUGUGUAUUAUUCAUCGUAAAGCAUCUAUCAAAAAGCUUCCAAAUUAAUA
Molecule: messenger RNA, 2682 nt
Organism: Brassica oleracea var. oleracea
Lineage: Eukaryota; Viridiplantae; Streptophyta; Magnoliopsida; Brassicales; Brassicaceae
Product: protein TOPLESS
Exons: 15
Coding region: 254-2515 (753 amino acids)
Biological process (GO): regulation of DNA-templated transcription
Molecular function (GO): protein binding
Source: RefSeq, a predicted model, not a curated record